Molecule: messenger RNA, 1731 nt
Organism: Aaosphaeria arxii CBS 175.79
Lineage: Eukaryota; Fungi; Ascomycota; Dothideomycetes; Pleosporales
Product: DUF382-domain-containing protein
Exons: 2
Coding region: 1-1731 (576 amino acids)
Biological process (GO): mRNA splicing, via spliceosome
Cellular component (GO): precatalytic spliceosome; catalytic step 2 spliceosome; nucleus
Source: RefSeq, a predicted model, not a curated record
AUGCCUGGAGUUGUAGAGAAGAAGGGGAAGAAGUUGUCCAAGAACGCCUAUCGCAGAGCGAAGAAGAAGGCGCAACGUGAGGCAACGCCCGCAGCUUCGGAGACGGGCGAGUCUGAGAGCGAGGCCGAGUCCUCCAUCUCCACAGAACAGGAUGCUUCUUCCAAUGGUACGGCUGCGACGAAACCUUCAGACCUAUUGACCUUCGACGACCUCUCGAACGAGUUCGACUUCGACAACCCGCUGCUAGAGCAAUACAAAAAUGUGUUCAUGAAAUACAAGCAGCCAACGGAGGAAGAGGAGGCCAAGCAAGAUGAAAAGCCAGCCAUCUACUACGAUGAUGACGACGACGUGCAAGACGAGGAGGAGGAGGCUGAAACGGUACGCAAGAUAUCUAGGAAGGCCAGGAAGAAGGCAAAUACUUUGUCAGUUGCCGAGCUCAAGGCAAUAGUGAAGAGGCCUGAGCUGGUUGAAUGGACCGAUCCGUCAUCCUCGAGCCCCGUGCUUCUGAUGGAGAUCAAGGGCGCAAAGAACAUCAUCCCCGUCCCGGGCCACUGGUCAUUAAAGCGAGAGUAUCUGUCUUCGAAACGAGGUAUUGAGAAGCCUGCCUUCUCCCUGCCGAAAUUCAUCCAAGAGACGGGUAUCUCUGAGAUGAGAGACGCUCUUCUGGAGAAGCAAGCAGAUAUGACGAUGAAACAGAAGCAACGGGAACGAGUGCAAGGAAAGACGGGUAAGAUGGACAUCGACUACCACAAACUCUACGACGCCUUCUUCCGCCGGCAGACGAAGCCCGAGAUGACUCGUUACGGCGAAGUCUACUACGAGGGCAAGGAGUACGAGACCAACCUUAAGCACCUGCGACCCGGCGAAUUGAGUGACGAGCUGAAGGACGCCCUCGCACUCGCCCCUGGCAACCCUCCUCCCUGGCUCAUCAACCAACAGCGCUUUGGACUCCCACCAUCGUAUCCUCACCUCAAAGUGCCUGGCGUGAAUGCCCCCAUCCCGGCUGGAGCCAGCUGGGGCUACCAACCAGGACAAUGGGGAAAGCCACCGACUGAUGAUAACGGCCGUCCAUUGUUUGGUGGUGACCUCCACGGAUUAACUGAACUACAGUUACAACAGCAACAGCUUCACCCCGGAGAACCCGUGGAGCGUGCACCCUGGGGAACAUUGCGCGCCGAUGGCGAGAGUGAUGAAGAAAGUGAAGAGGAAGAAGACGAGGAUGAUGAGGGUGACGAGGAGGAUGGCGACGAGGACUUGUCUGGCGCCCAGACCACUAUGACAUCGGCCUCUGGCAUCCCGUCUGAGAUCGGCGGCACGGAGAGUAUUGGCGGCGAGUUCCAGUUGCGGAAGCAGCGUAAAGGUAUCGAGACAGAAGAACCCCGUGGUCCGCCGCGCAGUGCAGGUCAAAUCCUUCCGGAGAGAGACAUUCAGUCUACUGGAUUUUUCGGUGGCGAGCAUGCGUACGACCUCGAUGCCGCCCGCCGGGACACGUUCGGCCAAGAUAAGAGAAAGAGAAAGGUCGGCGAAGUGGAGAUGUCUGUGGACGUGGAUGAAUUGGAAAGGAACGAUCGUUUGGAUAAGGACGCUUUGAGGAAGCAGUACGAGGCUCAGCAAAAGGCGGAAUCUUCGGGUCAGCUGCACAGCAUUGAUCAAGAUGACCUCAGUGAGAUGAUCGCGGCUCAGAAUAGGAAGAGGCAGAAGCUGGAUGACGAGAAGCGUAGGAGGCGUUAA